Molecule: messenger RNA, 7532 nt
Organism: Symbiodinium sp. CCMP2456
Lineage: Eukaryota; Dinophyceae; Suessiales; Symbiodiniaceae
Source: the annotation of a GenBank genome assembly
AUGAAGCACAAGGCUGACGAAGAGGAGGCGUUCCAGCGAGGAGCUGCACAAGAGCCAGAGACAGGAACAGAGCGCAGGAAGCCUGCUCGGCCGAAAGGAAAGAGAAGCAAAGUGGAAGGCGAAGAGGUCGCUCCAGAGCCCGCAGAGCCCUGGCAGGUUCAGCGUCGCGUGAGCCGCUUGCGCACCGCUGACCUGGUGGAAGGCUCUUUGAUCAUUGGAGCGGUGCGAGACAUCACCGAAGAGGACUUGACAUUAUGCCUCGCAUACAACUUGCUCGCGUACGUGCAGCGGGCGGAGGCGAGUGAUGGCUCGCCAGAGGUCUCCCGCAAGAGUCUGGCGGAGCUGUAUCGGCCAGGGAUGCUCGUGGUUGCCGUGGUUCUGACGGUAGGCGAGAUGAGAGGGCAGAAGCUGAGGAUCGAAGCAUCUCUGCGCCCCGCGUUGGUCAAUGCAGGUUUGACUGCAGAGCACCUCCGCAGGAACAUGUGGCUUCCGGCAGCUGUCGCCGGAGACGAGGAGCAUGUGCUCAAGUUAGACUUUGGCGUAGGCGACUUGACCGGCCUUCUCAAGAAGAAGGAACUCGCCGGCGAGAAGAUGCCGCAUUUGGGUUCUAUCCUCCUAGUGGGCGUUGUGGCCGUGACUUCGUCUGGCACAGUCCGGUGCAUGCUUGCAUGCAAAGAGCCCUUAAGCGACGAUCCCAUAGAUGCGGCCUUGCUGAAAGCCGGCUCUCUCGUCACUGCCAGGGUCCGACAAAUCCAGAUCGGAGAAUCAGGAGGGGACGGUGGACUUACAGUUACAUUCUGUGGCAUGCUGUCGGCCACUAUACACCGCCACCAUGCCAGCCAUGCCUCAAUGCAAGAUGGUUGGAAGAAGAACCAGCGCGUUGUUGCGAGAAUUCUUUCCGUGAUUCCCGGCGAGACGCCAACCAUUCAUUUGACUCUACUUCCACAUCUGCUUGACUGGGAACACGAGACACUGACCCAACAAGCUGCUAUUGGCGAGUUUUUGACGUGUGAAGUGCAGGACUUCCAGCCCAAGUAUGGCCUUCGGGUGUCCUGUGAAGGAAAGACAGGCGAGCUUUUUGGAUUUUGCUCUGCAGCCCGGCUUGGAGAUGCGACGGAGGAUGUGAAAGCGAGUUCUGUGGCCGUAGGGCACAAGAGCACUUACCGAGUACUUUCCUACAACUUCUUGGAUGGAGUGGUCACCUUGACGCGGAGACCUUCAGAUCUUGGUAAAGAUGUAAUCGUAUCCGUGUCAGAGCUUGCACCCGGUCAGCUUCUAUCCGGAAUCGUGACCCGAGUGGCAGAUCACGGUAUACACGUCAAAAUCAGUGACUACGUGUCGGGGCACGUUCACCUGAGACAACUCACCGACGUGCCUUUGGCCGCCGUUCCGAAGCGCUUGCAAGUUGGAUCCAAAGUGAAGUGUCGGGUCCUCCACGUGCAUGCGACCCGUCGACAGCUUACAUUGACUGCCAAGAAAUCGUUGGUGAAAAGCGAUUUUCAGCUCACGCAGAACUGUAUGGCAAGACCUCAGAUGCUUUUGACUGGAUACAUCAGUUCCAUCCGCGACUAUGGUGCCAUCGUCAGUUUCUACGGCGGUGCCUUUGGCUUGAUCCCUACCAAAGACAUGGAGUCUGAAGAAGCUCCUGCGUUGGGGAUGGCCGUUCAAUGUCGUGUGGCCUUUGUGGAUGUGAAGCGUGACAGGGUGGGCCUUUCGCUGAAUCUGGAAGACGGUGUAGCAGCAUCGGAGCUUCUCCAGGAUGGGCUGACGUUUGGCGAAGUCUUGAAACGCCAAGCUGCCGAGAAACGAAGCAAGCGAGCCGCUGUCAGCGAUGGGACGGCAUUGAAGGAUGGAAAGCCACGUAAAGAGCGAAAAGAAGCCAAGCUGCCGCAGAUCAAGGAUCCUGAAAAGGAGCUCCAAGCUGGGUCUCCGCUCAAGAUGAGGAUCCGCGCGACUCACGGGCUGCAGGUGUUCUGCACGGCCCCGGUAGGUUUACGUGGCCACGUGCAUGCCACUCAACUGGUAGAUCUGGAUGAUGUGGGGAGCGGAGGAACCCUUCCGCUGCAGGAUAUACCUGAGAAGGGCAUUUUGAGGACAAGACUGUUGAAGAUACACAAGCGCUCAAGGUCAUCAAAAGAAAAGGGCAAGUCCCGGAAAGGGCUCUAUCAUCUGGUAUUGACAUGCCGGCCAUCGUUGAUGGCACCCAAAGAUGCGACAGAUUACGAAGCCGCGAUUGUAAGGCGUCAGUCGCUCAUUCCUGGUUCACUUGUCGCAGCUGCCAUCUUGACCGUUCAGAAGAAUGCCUUGAUGGUGGAGGUCGCGGACGGCUUGAAAGGGCGUAUCGGCUUGCUCGACGCUUCAGCAGAUCCGUCAGUUUUGCGAUAUCCGGCACAGCAUUUCACCCCAGGCCAAGUGUUCCAAAGCCGGGUGCUUCAGACAAACAGCUCCCAGAAGACACUCGAUUUGUCCUUGCUGCCGCUGAAGCAGUCUCCUGUUCUCGGCCGGCUCCAGAAGGUCCAUGACCCGAUUGGUCAGAAGGGUGUUGCAGCAGAUUUAGAGCUCCCAAACAGAUGCUGGGGCACGGUGCACAUCACAGAAGUCUUCGAUGUUUGGACUCAGCAUCCGGCCAAAAGGCUCAGCCUCGGCUCCUUUUACGAGGUUGCAAUUCUCAGCAGCGACUUUGCGCCGGGUCAACGACUGGACGUGAGCUUGCGCCCGUCUCUCGUCCAGGGCCACAAAGAGGCAGCAGAGGAAAAACGGCCGACUUCAGUUUCCGAGCUCGCUGUGGGCCAGAAGGUUUCGGGAUACGUGGUGAGCUCUGGGCCACGUGGUGUUUUUGUGGCUUUGAGCCGACUCCUGACUGGUCGAAUCAAGCUGAGGGCGCUCAGCGAUGUGCCUGUCAUGAAGGAGGCCAUCUCCAAGAUGUAUCCUGCGGGGAUGCUCCUCCGCGACAUGGCGGUAGCAGAGAUCGACCAAAACAGCGAGAAGGUGGAGCUGUCUUUGCUUUCUACAGAAAAUGGGCUCACUGUGGGACAGCUUACGACGGGAGACAUUGUCUCCGGCCGGGUCAAGGCUGUCGAGGCGUAUGGUCUCUUCAUCCGUCUCGACAACUCGAGCAUAGAUGCUUUCGUGCACAAGUCUGAGAUAUCAGACUCUGCAUCCAUCGGCGUGGAGUCUUACCCUGUCGGGACCAAGAUCUCCCAAGCAAAAAUUCUAAAGAUAGAUGGACGAAGAGUCGGCUUGACCUUGAAAGCCUCCAGCUUUACAGCUCAAGAGCUGGAGGGGGACGACUCAGUUGACGAGUUCGAGGAACUUCUCGCCAGUGCCUCGGCCGCGUCUCCAAAGCAGCCUCCCAAGAGCAAGAGGAAAGACUUCCUCGACGAGGAGGAGGCCCAGGAGGAGGCACCGAAGCCGAGGCAAAAGAAGCAGAGAGUUGCCAAGGAGGAGGCGGAGGAGCCCGACCUGGAGCCUUGGAAAGCGAAGGGCAGCUCGGCGUCCAAUCCCGCCGCCUUCGACUUCGCUGAGUUCAAGGUCGACUCUGGCACUUCGUCUGAUGCUGCUGCCGACGAUCCGGAGGAGAACGAAACCGGCAAGCUAUCCAAGAGGCAAAAGAAAGCCAAGAAGAAGCAGGAGGAAAAAGAGCUGCGGCAGCAGGAGGAUGAGAAUGCCGUUGGCCGAGAUCCAGAAAGCGUGGAGGACUUCGAGCGCUUGCUUCUAACCAAAGGAGAUACUUCGAUCCUGUGGAUUCGUUACAUGGCCUUCCACUUGAAGACCAGCGACCUGGAGAAAGCCCGGCAAGUGGCAGAGCGAGCCGUAAAGCACGUGGGCUUUGCAGAUGGCAAGGAACGGUUGAACGUAUGGGUGGCUUUCUUGAACCUGGAGUGCACCUUCGGAACCGACGCCUCCGCAGACCAAGUCUUCCGCCGGGCCGCAAGCCACAACGAAGCCAAGCAGGUCUACCUACAGCUGGCAAGGAUCCACGAGCGCAACAAAAAGCCACAGCUGGCGCUGAAAGCAUACGAAGCAUGCUCACGCAAGUUCGCUCAUUCCAAGAAGGUUUGGAUUGCUUUCCUUACUUUUCUCUAUCAGCAGGGGGACGCGGAGGGAGCCCGCAAGGUGCUUCCGAAGAGUUUGGCUGCUUUGGAGAAGCGGAAGCACCCUCUCGUAGUCUCCAAGACUGCUUUGCUUGAAUACCAGACCGGUUCACCGGACCGCGGCCGCAGCAUCUUUGAAGGUCUUAUGGACACCUAUCCGAAGCGCACAGACCUGUGGUCCGUGUACCUGGAUGCCCACAUCAAAGCUUUUACUCCACCCAAAGUUCCCGAAGCCGAUCAAGAUGAGAUCCGUGCAUUGUUUCGCCGCUGUUGUUCCAUGUCGCUCAAAGCUACGAAGAUGCGAUUCUUCUUCAAGCGAUGGUUGGACUUCGAAACUCGAUGGGGCGUUGGUGUGAGUCUCUUGCUCCUCCGGUUCGCAGAGGACCAAGGCGAGCCAAUGGUCGUCUUGGAAGUCCUCAUAGAUGAAGUGAGACAGGUAUCGCCGGACAACCUGAAAACACUUUCAGAUUUGCAGCAGGAACUCUGCGCAAGCAAGGACAGAAUGGAAGUGUGGCAGAUGCUCAUAGCUGGUUUGUACACUUUGACUUCUCCAGAUGCCUUGUUUGAGUUGUUCCGCAACCUGGAGUCCAUGAUAUGCCGAGAGCUCGUAUCUGCUUCCGUGAUGCACUCCAGCGGAGCUUUCGGCCAGCUGGCGAGGCGCUUCGUUUUAGCUUUCAAGCAGUCAAGCUUCGAAGAGAUCAUCAAGUUGUACGAUGCAGUAGAAAGCUUUCGCAGUGAAGGGAUGUCGGCUAGCAAGCUGUCGUUCAAGGCCGACAGUCGUGAGACAGGCUCAGCCGCCUCCGCCGCAACUGCAACCACCGCCACGUCACAGCAGACCGUUUCAGAGUACAUGAGCAGCGUGCGAAGCAAGUUUGCAGACUCGGCUGCCUUCUUACUGCGAUGCUUCCACGACCAGCGAUCGUCAGAGAGAGAGAGGGCGAGCGGUCAGAUUCAGCAUGCCGUUUUGGGAUUGGCCAACCUGAGCCUCGAGAUGCGAAACGUGGACGACGCUCUGCAAGCUUUGGAGGACAGCAUCCGUGCUGCCCAGGAGAGCUCCGACGCGAACUGUCUCUGUGCUGGGAUGUAUUUGCUGAGCAACCUGCUCCUGUCCAACAAGCCCAGCAUGGCGGCAGCACUCCUUCGCCGAUGCCUGCACCGAUCAGAGGCUUUGGGACUUCCUUUGCUUGAAAGCCUGAGUUCAUUGGCCUUGGCACGGAUCCUGGCACUGCAGCCGAGCCUCUCCAGACCGAGACCGACGGAGGUCCCCGUGAGCCCGGGCGAAAGCCUGAGCCCUGCUCUGCUCAACGGGGCCGGGGCCCAAGCCCCUCCCUUGGGUUCUUUGUCCCGGGCUUGGGCCUUUGUAGGAAAAUCUGGUGCGCGGGGUAGUGGCUUUGGGGUGUUGGCUGCUCUUUCCACGCCCGGGCGCGAAGUGCUGGCGCAUGUCAGCCUGGCAUCCGUCCUCUCUACUCAAGCAGGGACUUUGGAGCUGUUGCGUCCAAAAGUCCUCCUGUGCCAGGCAGGUGUUUCAGAAAGGUUCGGCCUGAGCUCCUCGGCAUCAUCUUGCCAAAUGGUGCUUGACAUCUACAAAGACCGGCUUGGUGCUGAUGAUCACGCAUUGGCUUUUUGUCAGGCAGACACAGACAAAGGGACGGAUGCGAUGCAAGCCCUGUCCCGACAGGACCUGUCGGGCUCGCGGCUCUGGGUACAUGCGAUUGGCAGAAAGAUGGGUGAGCGGUUUCUGCAGAAAGGACUCACGGAAGCCCUUCCGGCGCUGCUCUUUCAAACCGCAAGCGCCCAUGCCAAUACCUCGGAGGCCAACUCGGACAAGCUCCGCUCGCUCCGCUUUCAGAAGUUGAGCAAUCAGUGCCGGCUACACUCAGGCAAUCUUCUGGCAACGAAUCAGUCUGCACGGGAGGCUUGGGAGGGGGAUGGAAAAGCCUCUUCCUUGGAGCUCUGUGAGAGCCUCCUGACUCUAACCCAAGUUAGCGAAGAGACCAAUCCUGUGCAAGCCGUGGCAUCCUGUGUCCGCUGCAUGUCGCUGGCAGAAGCUGCACGGCUCCGCCUCUUCCACGGCGAAGCAUUGCUCCGGCUGGCAAAGCUGAAGCUCGAGCUUGGGGACGUCCUGGGGGCCCUGCAGCUCACGGAGGAAAGCACCAGCCACAUUGUCGAGGAUGCGAAACCCAGGGUCGCCGAGUUGGAGGCCGAGUGUUUGCUGGAACUCAGCUCAAGGCUUGGAGACUCACGGUCACAACGGUCCUCGGUCUUUGAAGCGGUUCUGGAGCGUCUCUCCUUAGCCUGUGCACGCAGCGAACAUGCCUUCGUGAACAGUUUGCUGGAAGCCCUUUGCGAGAAUGCGAAAGUCCAGAUCGAUGGAGUGCCUCCGGAUGGCAACCAUUCACGUGGACCGAUCUGGGAGAAUCCAUGGGAUGACCGAGACCAGAUGAGACUCAAGCUGCACGAGCUGGGGACCACCUUGAAGCGCUAUGGGUCGUACGGCCUGGCUGCACUCAUCUGCGAGCUGAGCCUGGUUGUUUGGCAGCUUCGAGCUUGGUUCACGAUCGGUGCCGGCCUGCUGGUGGUUGAAGUCUUGAAACGCAUCUCUGAGAUGCAGCAUCGGCUUCCAAGCGCAGAGGGACAAGACCCCGGCCUGGCAGCCUUGAGGGUCAUCGAAGGAUUCAUCUUGUUCUGUGCUGCACGGCACAAGAGGAUCCGCAAGGACGCGACCGCAGCUCUGGAACGAAUCCUGCUCAAGAAAAGGCUGCCACCUUGCACUUCGGUGCGCAUCGAGGCUGCCUUGGUGAGCGUCGGCUGGCAGAAGGGCGCGGUGAGUGGGCUACAAAAGCCACACUUACUUGAGAAUGCGGGAGAGGACUGGCUGAAUGAGCUGGCGAUGGCUCUGAAGCCAAAUGCAGAGGCAGAAGCAAAGAUGACACGAACCAGGGAAAUGCUCCAAGCAGUGGUGCAGAGCCUUUUUCCUGGUGCGCAGUGUGACUACUUCGGAAGCGCAGUGAACGGCUUCGAAACUCGAUUAAGUGAUAUCGAUGCAGUGAUCGUCUUCAGCAAGGAGGACAUGGAGCGGCUAUCGCAGAGAAAUGGGCUCCCGUCUCCUGCCUCGUCGCCAGCACUGAAGGCAUCAGCACCCCCUUUGAAGGGAAUGGCAUUGGCCAGGCGCUUGCAGAAGGAGAGCGCCGCUGUCGCUGUCCGAAUGAUGGGAGAAGCUUUGGUGGCCAACAAGGAGUGGGGCCUGGAGGUGAAGGAGAUGGUGACAGAAGCACGAGUUCCAGUACUGAAGUGCGCGAGCAAGGAAGGGGUGGCCAUCGACAUCACCUUCAACAACCUGCUGCCCCUCUACAACUCGAAGCUGCUUAAGGCCUAUGCGAGCCUUGACGAUCGGGUCGCGCGCUUGGGGCGCUUGGUGAAAUUCUGGGCGAAGAGCCG